Molecule: messenger RNA, 1327 nt
Organism: Carassius auratus (goldfish)
Lineage: Eukaryota; Metazoa; Chordata; Actinopteri; Cypriniformes; Cyprinidae
Product: protein ABHD11-like
Exons: 6
Coding region: 101-1033 (310 amino acids)
Biological process (GO): lipid metabolic process
Cellular component (GO): mitochondrion
Molecular function (GO): carboxylic ester hydrolase activity
Source: RefSeq, a predicted model, not a curated record
ACACUGUCGAGAGGUUUCCCUGGUGCUAGCUAAACAGCAUCACGACCUUUGAAGUGACUAACCCCGGUUGAAUGAAUGAAGUCCGGACACAGGUUUUAGCAUGUCAAAAUUGUACAUGAGUGCCCUGUGCCGCAUUUUAACUAGGAGAGUGUACUGCAGCCCGUCGUCGUGUUUAUCCGUAACGGGACUUCGGAAUUUUUGCAGCGGAGUCUCGACCGCUGACGGAGCCGCCAGCCCUGUAAAUUUGACCUACGAUGUGUUUGAUGGCAAAGGAGACAGCACGCCAUUGGUAUUUCUACAUGGCUUACUUGGGAGCAAAUCUAACUUUCACUCCAUAGCCAAGUCUCUGGUUCAGCGGACUGGCAGGAAGGUACUGACAGUAGAUGCUCGCAAUCAUGGCAAAAGCCCACACAGUCCUGUCUUCACCUACAAAGCAAUGACUGACGAUCUGACGCAUCUGCUUGGACAGCUGCACAUUGGGAAGUGUGUCCUGAUUGGGCACAGCAUGGGUGGCAAGGUUGCAAUGGCAACAGCUUUGUCACAGCCUAGUUUAGUUGACCGUUUGGUGGUUGUGGACAUUAGUCCCUCUCUGACUUCAGUCCAGACCAGUUUCUGUGCCUACAUUCAGGCAAUGAAAGAGGUGAAGAUACCCAGUAAUAUUCCACGUUCCACAGCACGAAGACUGGCUGAAGACCAGCUCAGGAAGAUAGUUAAGAAGCGCUCAGUGCGUCAGUUCCUCCUCGCUAACCUGGAGGAGCAAAACGGUCACUAUGGCUGGAUGGUUAACCUGGAAGCCAUCUCAAACCACCUAGAGGACAUCAUGGGUUUUCCUGUGUUUAAUACCACCUUUGAGGGUCCAACUCUUUUCUUGGGUGGCAGUAGUUCAGCCUAUAUAAGCUCGGAUGAUUACCCUGAAAUCCAGAGGCUUUUUCCUUCUGUCGAUAUCCAGUACAUCCCAGAUGCCAGUCACUGGAUUCAUGCUGACAAGCCUUUGGAUUUCAUCAGCUCCAUAAUAACCUUCUUAAACCCCUAGUUCUUGUCACAGGAGAGGAUACGUACAGGUGGGCCCAAUCGUAAAGGGACAGUGAUUGAAUUGGAAGGGUAUGGACCAAGAGUCCUAGUCCUUACUAGACACAACUGAAUCGUUACAUAAGUCCUCAUAGUUAGUCUAUUUUUUUUCUUAUGUGGUAUUUGCACUGUGGCUUAACAUAGUACAUUAAAUGCAGUUCUAUCAAGAGGAUAUAUAACUUUCAAUCAAGUAUAACAUUUUACAUAACAGUGGAUCCAGUGGCUUUAGGAAACAAUUUACUUUACCUUCAUUAUAUUU